UUGGUUAGAAAAUUGCCGUCUCAACCUUUGUUCUUCUUCGGGGAAAAGUCUCCGAUUCUCUCUUCAAUAAAUAUCUCCGCCAAUCUCUAUGUUUCUAUCCUCCUCCCUCUUUUUCUUCUGUUUCUGAUUCAUUUCCCGCUUCGUUUUUGCACGCCGAACUUCAAUGGCGCCGGGCCUCAGAGACCUGCAGCUCACCCAGGUCGCCCAGCGUCCCUCGGCUAUUUCUGCGGCUCCUGAGCUUUCGGAGGAUCUCGAGGAUGUGCGGUUGCUUGAUUCCUACGAGAGCCCGGAGGAGAAUUUGGGCGAAAUUGGGGAAAGUAUGAGGAGGGUUCAGGUCACAGUUUCUGGGAUGACCUGCGCUGCUUGUUCUAAUUCCGUCGAAGCGGCUCUCAGGGGGCUUAAUGGCGUUUUGACGGCUUCCGUUGCUUUGCUUCAGAACAGAGCUGACGUGGUUUUCGACCCCAGCUUCGUUAAGGUUGAGGACAUCAAGGAAGCGAUAGAAGAUGCUGGAUUUGAGGCUGAGAUUAUACCUGAAACCAGUUCAGUUGGAAAGAAGAAGUCCAAUGGAACGCUGGUGGGUCAAUUCAGCAUAGGAGGUAUGACAUGUGCAGCAUGUGUGAAUUCGGUAGAAAGCAUUUUAAAAGAUCUUCCUGGCGUUAGGAGAGCGGUAGUUGCUUUGGCCACAUCAUUGGGAGAGGUUGAAUAUGAUCCAACAAUAACCACUAAAGACGACAUAAUUAAUGGUAUUGAGGAUGCUGGAUUUGAAGCUUCACUUGUACAGAGCAGUGAGCAAGACCAAAUUUUUGUAGCGGUUUCCGGCAUUGCUGGCGAGGUUGAUGUACAGGUUUUGGAAGUCAUACUCAGCAACUUGAAAGGGGUGAGGCGGUUCCUCUUCAAUAGGACAUCAGGAAAACUGGAGGUUGUUUUUGACCCACAACUUGUGGGUCCCAGAUCCUUGGUGGAUGAGAUUGAGGGAAGAAGCAACAAAAAAUUUAAGCUGCAUGUUACCAGCCCUUACAGUAGGUUAACUUCUAAAGAUGCUGAAGAAGCUACAAACAUGUUUCGCCUUUUUGUCUCCAGUCUGUCUCUCAGUGUACUCAUCUUUCUCCUACGAGUAGUAUGUCCUCAUAUUCCUUUAAUCUACUCAUUGUUACUCCGGCGCUGUGGGCCGUUCAUCAUGGACGAUUGGUUGAAGUGGGCAUUGGUGACUGUUGUGCAAUUUAUCAUUGGAAAGCGCUUCUAUGUCGCAGCUGCUAGAGCUCUUCGAAAUGGUUCGACGAACAUGGAUGUGUUGGUUGCUUUGGGUACCACGGCCUCUUACACUUAUUCUGUUUGUGCACUUCUAUAUGGUGCAGUCACCGGAUUUUGGUCUCCUACUUAUUUUGAAACAAGUGCUAUGUUGAUAACCUUUGUAUUACUGGGAAAGUAUUUGGAGUGUCUUGCCAAGGGGAAAACAUCAGAUGCCAUCAAGAAGUUGGUAGAACUUGCUCCUGCCACUGCUCUAUUGCUUAUCCAAGAUAAAGGUGGGAAUCUGAUAGAAGAGAGGGAAAUAAAUGCUCUGCUAAUUCAACCUGGCGAUGUGUUGAAAGUUGUUCCUGGUGCAAAGGUUCCAGCAGAUGGCGUUGUUGUUUGGGGUUCGAGUUAUGUUAAUGAGAGUAUGGUUACUGGAGAAUCUAUACCUGUUCUGAAGGAGCUUAACUCGCCUGUUAUUGGGGGUACAAUUAAUCUUCAUGGAGCCCUUCACAUUCAAGCAACCAAAGUAGGAUCUGAUGCUGUUCUGAACCAGAUUAUUAGUUUGGUUGAGUCGGCACAGAUGUCUAAAGCCCCAAUUCAGAAAUUUGCUGAUUUUGUAGCAAGCAUAUUCGUUCCAACAGUUGUUGCUAUGGCAUUGUGCACAUUAUUUGGUUGGUACGUUGGAGGAAUUCUUGGGGCUUAUCCAGCUGAAUGGCUCCCAGACAAUGGGAAUUACUUUGUGUUUUCGCUCAUGUUUGCCAUAGCAGUGGUGGUGAUUGCAUGCCCUUGUGCGCUAGGCUUGGCAACACCGACUGCUGUCAUGGUUGCAACAGGGGUUGGUGCCAGCAAUGGUAUCUUGAUCAAAGGAGGUGAUGCUUUGGAGAGGGCCCAGAAGGUUAAGUACGUGAUAUUUGAUAAAACAGGCACACUAACCCAAGGGAAAGCGUCGGUUACCACUGCCAAAGUCUUCACUGAAAUUUCUCGAGGAGAUUUUCUUAAGCUGGUUGCUUCUGCAGAGGCUAGCAGCGAACACCCGUUGGGAAAAGCUAUAGUCGACUAUGCACGUCAUUUCCAUUUCUUCGACGAGCCUUCUACGACCCAAAAUGUGGGAAACCAAAGUAAAGAAGCUUCUGGAUGGCUUUUCGAUGUCACGGAGUUCUCUGCAUUGCCAGGCAAAGGAAUCCAGUGCUUUGCAGAGGGGAAAAGGAUUCUUGUUGGGAACAGGAAGUUGAUGAAUGAAAGUGGAAUUUCCAUAGCGCCUCAUGUGGAUAAUUUCGUUAUUGAGCUCGAAGAGAAUGCAAAGACUGGUGUUCUUGUUGCAUAUGAUGAUAGGUUAAUUGGAGUUUUGGGAAUAGCAGAUCCACUGAAGAGAGAAGCUGCAGUUGUUGUUGAGGGUCUUGUGAAAAUGGGAGUUGCUCCAGUCAUGGUUACAGGGGACAAUUGGAGAACGGCUCAGGCUGUCGCCAAAGAGCUUGGCAUACAAGAUGUGAGGGCAGAAGUAAUGCCAGCAGGAAAAGCAGAAGUCAUCCAAAACUUCCAGAAGGAUGGGAGCAUAGUUGCGAUGGUAGGCGAUGGCAUCAACGACUCGCCUGCUCUAGCUACUUCUGAUAUCGGAAUUGCAAUUGGUGCAGGGACUGAUAUUGCCAUUGAGGCAGCCGACUUCGUGUUGAUGAGAAAUAAUUUAGAAGACGUAAUUACAGCCAUCGAUCUCUCGAGGAAGACAUUCAAUCGGAUCCGAUUGAAUUACAUGUUUGCAAUGGCGUACAAUGUGAUAGCAAUUCCUGUUGCUGCCGGACUAUUCUUUCCAUCUUUGGGGGUUAAGUUGCCUCCAUGGGCGGCUGGUGCGUGCAUGGCUUUGUCGUCGGUCAGUGUUGUUUGCUCGUCUUUACUUCUUAGGAGAUACAAAAGACCAAGACUCACAACAAUUCUUGAAAUCACUGUAGAAUAGAAUGACUUUUACGAAGAAAAGAAAGAAGCCCAAUUUUUGUGUUAGAGAUAAGGUUACCAAUUGUAUCAUAAUUUGUUGCUUGUGCUUUU
Cucurbita maxima (winter squash) is the source of this 3270-nucleotide messenger RNA. RefSeq names its product copper-transporting ATPase RAN1-like. The transcript is spliced from 9 exons. The record is from RefSeq and is a predicted model, not a curated record. Gene Ontology annotation, cellular component: membrane. Gene Ontology annotation, biological process: monoatomic cation transport. Gene Ontology annotation, molecular function: copper ion binding; ATPase-coupled monoatomic cation transmembrane transporter activity; ATP hydrolysis activity. The coding region runs from base 164 to 3181 and encodes 1005 amino acids. Lineage: Eukaryota; Viridiplantae; Streptophyta; Magnoliopsida; Cucurbitales; Cucurbitaceae.